Molecule: messenger RNA, 1740 nt
Organism: Alosa sapidissima (American shad)
Lineage: Eukaryota; Metazoa; Chordata; Actinopteri; Clupeiformes; Clupeidae
Gene: sirt7
Product: sirtuin 7
Exons: 10
Coding region: 243-1559 (438 amino acids)
Molecular function (GO): NAD+ binding
Source: RefSeq, a predicted model, not a curated record
UGUCGCAGAGAUAAGGGCUCUGACUGUCGCUAGUUUCACGCUCUGAAAAGCAUUUUAGAAAUAGGGUUAAGCGGGAGGGGAAAACGCUGUUUUUUCACAUUUUUAAAAGACACUGGACUAUAGGAUAUAGUGCACUACGGUGCUAGUCCCAUAGGUGACAGCAAUGCAACUUUUUGGAUGCCGGCUGUCGUAAAACCCCAAAGAAGAAGAAGAAGAAGUUUCACGCUGCUGCUGCUGAAUUUAUGAGUCGGCUGGAGGCUGACUGGAGGGCGCUGCUCAAAAAUCGCCUCACUCCGUGUACCUGUCUGUCCUCUUAUUUGUCGUUGGUUUGUAUACAAUAUCAAACGAACAUGGAGGGACAUACACAUAACUCCGUCUCCUCCAGAAACGAGAGAAAAGCAGUCGAAAGGACCAGAAUUGUGCAACGAGAGAAAGAGAGAAAAACACUGAAAACGAUAUCAGACAUUUUGAAGAAAGAAGAUGGUGAACGCACUGAAAUGGAUCUGGCAGCUUUACAGCAGCACCAAGACAUUGUGCAAGAAUUGUGCAAACGCCAAAUCCAGAGGACCUUGGUGAAGAGAAAGCAAGAUGAGUUGUUCGAUGAUGAUGAGGAGCUGAGAUUUAAGGUGAAACAGCUAGCAGAGGCAAUACGAACAUCCCAAAACCUGGUCAUUUAUACUGGAGCUGGCAUCAGCACGGCUGCAUCAAUUCCAGACUACCGUGGGCCUAAUGGUGUCUGGACAAAGUUGAAGAGGGGUCUGCCAGUGAGAGUGGCAGAUUUGAGUCAAGCUGAGCCCACUUUCACACACAUGUGCAUCAAGAUGUUGCAUAAAGAAAAACUGGUUCAGCAAGUGGUCUCUCAAAACUGUGAUGGACUCCACCUAAGAAGUGGACUCCCCAGGCAAAACCUCUCUGAGCUACAUGGAAACAUGUUCAUAGAGGUGUGUAUGACUUGCAUCCCAGUGAGGGAGUACAUACGUCUCUUUGAUGUAACAGAGCGCACAGCUGUACACAGGCAUAUAACUGGGCGACAAUGUUGUCAUUGUGGAGGAGAUCUUAGGGACACUAUUGUGCACUUUGGAGAACGAGGCACCCUGGACCAACCGCUUAACUGGAAGGGAGCUAUAGAGGCAGCUGAACGCUCUGAUACCAUCCUUUGUUUGGGCUCAAGCCUUAAGGUGCUGAAGAAAUAUCCACGCCUCUGGUGUAUGAACAGACCUGCUAAUAAGAGACCAAGACUCUACAUUGUCAACUUGCAGUGGACACCUAAAGAUGAUUUGGCCACUUUGAAAAUCCAUGGGAAGUGCGAUGAUGUGAUGUCACUAUUGAUGGAGGAGCUAAACAUUAAAGCACCAGCCUACAAUAGAGCGGAAGACCCAAUCUUCAAUAUGGCUACAACUCUUCAGCCAAAGGAGGAGGCCAGUCACACACGGAAAUUGUUAUUGCCACAUUCUGCUGUUGACACUGGUCAUCCAGAAUUCAGUGGCCAUGUAGAAGGGACAGAAGGGACACAAGGAGGCUGGUUUGGACGAGGUUGCAACAAGGGACGAAAGAAAUAACACAUGGUGGAUUUAAGACGAAAUGUAGAUUAAUGUGGCGAAAUGGCACAGUUUUGUAGUAUUUGUCAUUUUACCUUAGUAUUGUACUCCAUUGUCAUUCUCUUGCUGGGCAAGUCUGUUGCCUUUACCAUUCAUGCUUACACAAUUUCUUUGUCUUCAUUAAAACUUAUUUGUGCAUCAA